CCAUCUCUUCCACAUUUUUUCCGACAUCGUUAUUCUGCCAAUCGACGCUUAGUGGUAACCUCGAUUCGUCUUCCAACAUUUUUCCUCUCAUCCUACGUCGUCAACAACUUGGACUCCCUCACUACCUGCACUUCUCGAUUCCUUCACUACCUCCACCUUUCGACAUCGUUCUUCCACGUGUGGCUCUACACCUAUCUCCACUGUCCAACCAAUCAUCCUGAACAUGUCGGCACCUGUUAGUGUGACCCUAUCACUACUCAUGCAGGAAAUAAGAGGAGCAGAAAUGUGGUGGCGAUGUGGUGGCCACCACUCUGCGUAUCGAGUGUGGGAGAGCAAGGAGGCUGACAAGAAAAACACGAACAAUGAGCGUGGAGACCUGCGCUCGAAGGAUAGCGAAAUCUCGGAUCUCAAAAGCGAAUUGGGAGGGGUCAAGAAACAGUUGGAUGAAAUCACCAAUGUCACACAGGUGACAGGCCCCUCUAUGGGGUCGAACUCCGGGCAUUCGCAGGCCAUGUCAUUCGGACGUAUGGCCGGCCUUCGGGGCACGAUGUUGCCUCGUUGGGGAAACGUGUUUCUCUCUUGCCAAGCGGACGAAGAUGGGUGCAUUCGACAUCUACCGUGUCCUGAGUGGGAACACACGCUCGGGACGAUGCUCCCGUCUUUGACCCACUGGGCAGUGGGCUGUUCCCACGAGGUCCGCUCGGACCGAAAAAUCAUGCACUGCGGUCGCGCGCGCCCGCGAGAUCACUCCAAUGGGGGUGCGGGCGUGACCCUGCGCAGUCGCGGACGAUCCCAGACGUUCCUCGUGGACAAGACCCGAAAUCUGUCCACCCGUACCUCGCGUGCUGGGCUGCGUGCCGCAAGCUUCAACCGAAUCGCAAUCUCGCAGCUUGUAACCCAUGCAGAACACCAGCAUGGUGGACAGGAGACGAGGAACCGCGCGCACAAUCUGCGGGGCGGAGGAAGCAGUGGUGUGUUUUUUGAUUUUGAAAUUUGA
Molecule: messenger RNA, 997 nt
Organism: Tricharina praecox
Lineage: Eukaryota; Fungi; Ascomycota; Pezizomycetes; Pezizales; Pyronemataceae
Exons: 6
Coding region: 224-997 (257 amino acids)
Source: RefSeq, a predicted model, not a curated record